Anthonomus grandis grandis is the source of this 2153-nucleotide messenger RNA. It is a transcript of the gene wgn, whose product is annotated as tumor necrosis factor receptor superfamily member wengen. NCBI's taxonomy places the organism in Eukaryota, Metazoa, Arthropoda, Insecta, Coleoptera, Curculionidae. Gene Ontology annotation, molecular function: protein binding. The coding region runs from base 521 to 1321 and encodes 266 amino acids. The record is from RefSeq and is a predicted model, not a curated record. The transcript has 5 exons.
GUAGUUGCAGCCGAAACCAUAAAUCCCAUCCGAACAUUCUUCUAUUGAAAUUCAAUCCACGAAACGCACUACGAGUGUGACUAUUAAACUAAAUUUUAAUCGUCUACAGCAGUCGGGUAUAACAGACUCAAAGUGUCGAAAUAAAUCCAAAAACUUCCUUACCGGACCGAGCAAUAAAAAUUGUCGCCAUUUUGGACGCUAAUAUCAAUUAAAAUUCGACCAAUAGGAGGGCGGAAUAAAAGUGCGAAAAAAAAGUAUACGCCGCACGCGUGCGCAGCUUAUAAAAGGGAAUUCGAAAAUAACGCGCGCGUUUUCGUCGAUUUCGGCGUUCAGUCGCGUUUGGAUACGAAGAAGGUUCGCGUCUCGGUUCGUCACAAGAGACGCACUUUUUACGCAAAAAAAAAAAUAAAGAAAAAGCCACCAAAGGGUAUUAUUAUGUUGAUUUGGUUUUUUUUAUGUUUACGCGGGAAAGUGGUUUUUAAAAUAAGGACUUUUUUGUUAUUUGGAUAUUUUAACACGCAUGGCGGAUUCUAGGAUAUGUGGGGUAGCGAUAAAUGCCUACAUCCCAUACCUGUGCCUCCUAGCGGUCACCAUAACGUCAGUUCUUGCCUCAAUUUGCCCAGAUAACCAGUACCUGAAUGCUAAUGAACAGAUUUGUAUGAAUUGUACGGAGUGUUCGCAAGGAUCGGUGGUGUUGAGGCCGUGCGAAUUGCACAGAGAUACACUUUGCGGUCCGAUUAUUGAUAUAUUAGGAACGGGUAGCGGAAACCACCAUAGGCACCACCAUGAGAAACACCGACACGAGAAGCAUCGAAGAAAAGAGGAGGAGAUUAUCUGGAGGUUUGGUGACGAGGUUCAGGGUAAAACCCUCCCACCUGCGGCACUGGAGGUGGCCAGUUCGGAGGCGCCCUUUUCCAGUGCCGAAACCCUCGUCUGGGAUUGGCAGGCGAUCGCGUUAACUUCGGCGGUGUUCGCGUGCAUCCUGUUUUUUCUUGUGAUCACCCUGUAUUCUUUGCAUCAGGCCCGUCAAUGGCGGCGACUUAAAGAAAACUUCGAAGCUGACGUUGAAGAACUGUCUGCUCGUCUCUCCCUGAUGGCGGCAACGUCGACGGAAAAAUGCGAAUUUCUCGAAGGAUGCGAGGGUACGAAUCACACCGGGUCGACCCCAAACAGUCCGGCGUCCGGAGACCCGAAUUACCUCAACACCAGAUGUCUUUAUUUGGAACAACUGUUAAGCGUGAGAAAAGAAGACGAGAAAAACAGUCCAUUAAAACCAAAAGGAAACGUUUACAUCGAAGAACACAAAAAUCCCAAGAAGUAAAACUUCAGGUACAACCUAUAAGAAUUUUGUGAUGUAUUAUAUUUUGUAAAAUCUCUUGUUUGUCAGAGAAUCUCUGCAAAUUUAUUGUUAACCCGGUAGUAUUAUAAUUGUACCUCAUGAUAGUCGAUGGCAUAGGGAUGCAUAUAUCAGAAAUUUGAGAUCCUCUUACAUUUUGCAAUAAAACGAAAACUCCCAAUUAAUCUCAUAGAAACUCGAAAGCAAACUUAAUAUUACACCGCAAUUUAUAUAUUCCUUUGAUGUGUAAUGGGAGUACAAAUUGUUUUGCUUCAAGUCUCUUAAAGUUUAGUCUAACUGUAAGAUUCUAACAUUAUUUUCCUGAAAUAUUUUUAAGAAAUUUGAUGUUAUAUAUCUCGUUCCUUGGUAUAUUUAGUGCAGCCAUUUUAGAUUUAAACAUUUUAAUGCUUUGUAAAACAAGUGACAAAAUAAUGAAACGUUAAUUUAUUUAGUGUAUAUAAUUAUAAGGCCAGGCCAUUAAAAUGGUAAACCCUUUUGUAAAAUAUAAUUUACUUAACUCCUAAAAAUAGCUUUAAGUACACUCGAUCCAAUAUCGCCUAAAUAUAAGAAAGCUUUCUGUAGAAAAUUGUGAAAAAUAUUAUUUAUUUUAGUUAGUUCGCUGAGCAGCUAUUGUGUAUAUUUUGAUUUUCCAGGUUGUAACAUUUACAACUUUGUGUUUAUAUCAAGUUUAGUACCUUGGAAGUUUAUUAUAGUUUACCUUAUGUAGGUAAAGCUGAUAGUAUAUAGAAUACACACCAUCCAACCAUAUGUAUUUACUAUACAUGCAUUGUAAAAAUAUAUUAAAUGUCUAAACAAG